Aspergillus campestris IBT 28561 is the source of this 1523-nucleotide messenger RNA. RefSeq lists its product as uncharacterized. The transcript is spliced from 2 exons. The record is from RefSeq and is a predicted model, not a curated record. Bases 421 to 1305 code for a protein of 294 amino acids. Lineage: Eukaryota; Fungi; Ascomycota; Eurotiomycetes; Eurotiales; Aspergillaceae.
AGCCAACAGCCCACCUUCAUUCACGACGAGUGAUACAAAUAGAUGAUAUGCGGGGCGAUUACUUGUUAGAUCCAUCGACCUGGGAUGAUACCAUGGUUGAGAUACUCCAACAUGAUCAAUCCCCUGGCAGUGCCAACUCUUGCUUCCGAUAUGACGACACAUUUGACCCUGUUGUUUACCAUUCGAGCAGAGAUGCCCUGAUCCCAGUCUCACGACGUCAUGGUGAAACCUUUGUAUAGGAGGGUCAAUGAUUGUAUAUGUGUUGCGUCAUCGCAUCAAGCCAGCUAUUUGGGCUAUAUAAGACACAAACCUAUCGUCCUCGAGCAUACAUAUCUAAUAAUCAUAAUUCUACAUCGUUCUCAUCUACAACUCAUCUACAUCGUUCUCAUUCAUCAAAGACAAUUUCAACACUGAACCAACAUGUCUGGGGUCAUCCACAAAGUCAAAGACAGCCUGACCGGCCACCACGAGUCCCAUGGCACCAACCAUGGACCGCACAGCUCCAAGCCGGGCAACAAGCUGGAUCCCCGCGUGGACAGCGACCGUGAUACCCGUGCCGCUCCAUCUGCCACAACUGGAUACAGUGGUCAGACCGUCCAUACAAGCACCCACGGCCCCCAACCCGCCCAUACCGGGACCACCAACCCGCAAACCACCCAUACCGGGACCACCGGCCCUCAUAAAUCGAACCUAGCCAACAAGCUGGAUCCCCGCGUCGACUCGGACGUCGACAACCGUGCUCGUCACCAGGCGAUGGGAGGAGCGCAUGGGCCUCACGACUCGACUCUGGCCAACAAAGCCGAUCCUCGCAUCGACUCGGACCGGGAUAACCGUGCCCACCACCAGGCGAUGGGAGGGGCGUACGGAGUUCACGACUCGACUCUCGGCGGUGGCAGUGCAUACAACUCGGGUUAUGGAGCGGGCACCGGUGUGGGCACAGGCACCGGUCUGAACACAGGCACCGGUCUGAGCACAGGCACCGGUCUGAGCACAGGCACCGGUCUGAACACCGGAGGCACUGGCGUCGGGUCUCAUGACACCUACGGCCAAACCCCCAGUCGUGGUAAUGCGUACGGAAGCAACACCGGCGCGGGUGCCACCAGCGUCACGCCGCACAGCUCCCACCUCGCCAACCAUUUGGACCCGCGUGUUGACUCGGACCGUGGCCACGUUGCCGCGCCGGCGGGCAGCAGCUAUACUACCCCGGGAACAACCUCUGCCACUGGUGGCCCGCAUAACUCCAAGAUGGCCAACAAGCUGGAUCCCCGUGUUGAUUCCGAUCUGGACCACCGUCAGCACUUCUAAACUGCGCUUUGUUGAUGGUUUCUCAUAUUUUCCCCUUCCUCUUUUUCCAUAUCCCUUUUGUUCUUUGCUUUUGUCAAUAAUGUGACAUGGAGGGUACAGGCCCAUAUCUUACGAUAUCAUGAGACGGUUACGAACUGGUAUUGUUGCGCGCGAGAAUGUAUUAUUAGCUCUUUGAUUCCAGUGAAUCUCCAAUGAACUUGUUCAAAAUUCUAUUCGCA